Messenger RNA from Aspergillus ruber CBS 135680, 2962 nucleotides. RefSeq names its product putative quinate pathway repressor protein QutR. Gene Ontology annotation, biological process: chorismate biosynthetic process. The coding region runs from base 225 to 2924 and encodes 899 amino acids. Gene Ontology annotation, molecular function: shikimate 3-dehydrogenase (NADP+) activity; 3-phosphoshikimate 1-carboxyvinyltransferase activity; 3-dehydroquinate dehydratase activity. The record is from RefSeq and is a predicted model, not a curated record. Lineage: Eukaryota; Fungi; Ascomycota; Eurotiomycetes; Eurotiales; Aspergillaceae. The transcript has 3 exons.
CUCGAGGGUCAUUUUUUCGAUCAGUGGGAGAUUGUGUCAAUCGUGUUUGGCUCUGUUUUGAGGUGUAUUUGCACAGCAGCAUUGGGCAUCAACGGUGGGCACUCAAAUCUCACACCUUUCGUCGAUGAAAUCCGGGGUCAAUUGUGGAUUAGCAAUCCACCAUAUUCAGCACUGAAGACGCACUGUAUUCAAUUGCUUUACACAAUUGUUUUUUAAUCCAGACCAUGUCCAUCCUUGUUAGACCGCUGAAGCGCAAGUUGCGCGAGAUUGAAGGCCUGGAGCCAAACGGCCCCGUCUCACGGUCUCAAAUCCCCAGGAAUGAUGAUUUGAAGCAAGCAACAGCAUCAGACUUAUAUAGUCAGUUCCAAGGAUUUGAUGAUUCACAUUGGACUGUUUCAUCUCGAGAAUCGAAAUCCAGUCGUCCGUCACCAGUACAUUUCGACAGUCCUCUUCAGGCGCAAAGGAAAUUUGAUCCGCAUGCGUCCAUUGUGUUAGUUGGGAUCCGCGGCACUGGCAAGUCCAGUCUUGCAGUUAUGUUGGCAGCAACAACAGGAAACAGGUUGAUCGAGGCGGACCGAUAUUUUCAGCAAGUAACCGGACGCUCUCGGGCGGUGUUCAAGAAUGAAUACGGUCUCAUGGAGUAUCGCCUACAAGAAGUGAAGGUUAUGGAAUUGAUACUUAAUGAGCACAAAAAGGGUUGCGUGAUUGUUUGCGGGCCCGGUUUUAUGGAGCGCAGCGGACAGAAGUUGCUGAGAGAGUAUUCGAAAACUCACCCGGUCAUUCUUAUUUUACGGGAUUCGGAGAGCAUCCAAUCGUAUCUAAAGGUGUAUGGCAAUGAUAAGAUACGCCGCUUCUUUGAAUUGUCUGGGCCGAUCUAUCGUGCAUGCUCAAACUUAGAGUUCUUCAAUGUAUCUGAGAAAUGCGCUGGGGAAUUUACAGGGCAACAGCUAGAAUCUGAGAUCGACCAACGACACCAAACCCCUACACCAUUCUUGACAUUGAAACGACUACAGCGCGACUUUCUUCGAUUCGUUGCGCUUGCAACUGGCGGCGCUACUGAUAUGUGCACCCAACAUGCUUCGUUCCCUCUCUCCAUGAUACCGGUCGAAUCCCGAACGUACACUUACGCUGUUUCCGUACCGAUGUCUUCACUGUUGGAAAGAUACAUGGAUAUUGAAGAUCUGGAAUGUGCAGCGGAUGCUUUCGAGCUGAAAGUCGAUACGGAGAGUCCUCCAAGGGACCCCAGGGUGGAUUCGAGCUUUGCGGAUUCAAUCAGCGAAACUGUUGCAACUAUUCGCCGCAGCAUCGUUGUCCCCAUGAUAUAUCAUGUAGAAAGCAAUAUUAACGGACAAACUAGCGGGAAUACACGGCGUUCAGGGGAAGAGUACCUCAACCUGGUACAGCAUGGACUCCGACUCUCCCCCGGGCUCGUGACAGUCGACCUGGGCUACGACGAUCAUUUGCUUUCACAGAUCAUUGCAUCUAAAGGAUCUAGCCAAGUUAUUGGGCACUAUACCGCCCGUCAGCCGCUCUCCGGAGGCUGGGAUGGCUUGGAAUGCAUGGCACUGUACGAACGAGCAAGGAGACUAGGGUGUAACAUGGUGAGGUUAUCACAGCCAGCAACGACAAUAGAAGACAACUUUGCCGUCCAACGCUUCCACCACCGAGUCAAAAACCUCCCCGAACCUCAUCUACCACUAACUGCCUACAACACCGGCCCAUUGGGUCGACUAUCCUGCUGCUUCAACCCCAUUUUAACACCAGUAGUCCACCCCUCCAUGACAUCCGAGACUACUCCAAAAGAUUUACCCUGCAUCACCAUCCGCGACGCACAAUCCGCCCUUUACUCCUCCUUCACUCUCGACCCUAUGCAAUACUUCGUCUUUGGCGCAAAUGUCAACUACUCCCUCUCGCCUACCAUGCACAACACCGCCUACAAACUAAUUGGCAUGCCCCACGUCUAUGGCAUCCACCAAUCCCCAUCCCUCCAUGGCCUCAACGAACUCGUCGAAAACCCUCAUUUCGGAGGAACAAGUGUCAGCCUCCCCUACAAAACCGAAGCCAUUCCCCUCCUCCAUUCGAUGUCGCCGCACGCGCGCGCCAUCGGCGCAGUAAACACUCUCAUCCCCAUCCGCAAUCUCGACGAGAAAGAUAACAUGAUUCUCACCUCACAACACUCCUCAUUAUACCUCGAAAAGAGCCGCGCAGGACCCAUAAAGGCUCUCCACGGUGACAACACUGAUUGGAUCGGUAUCUGCAAUUGUUUCCGGCGAGGUCUUUCCCCCGCUAACGCCGUCCGCCCUGCAUCAACGGGCCUGGUCAUCGGUGCGGGAGGUAUGGCUCGCGCAGCCGUGUAUGCGAUGAUCCACCUCGGCGUGCAGAACAUUUUCGUCUACAACCGAACCUUCGUGAACGCGGAGAAACUAGCAGAACACUAUAAUCGACAGAAGAAUUUGGCCCCAACCCCGUCGCAGGGUUACGGUCAGGGUCGUCAGACCACGGUACAUGCGUCAUUAAGAUCAUUACAAGACCCCUGGCCGGUAGGAUAUAAGCAACCGACGGUCAUUGCGUCUUGUAUCCCGGCGCAUAGUAUCUCGGGCCAACCGGCGCCUUGUUUUGAGAUGCCGUCGCAGUGGCUUGAGAGUCCGACGGGUGGUGUUGUGGUCGAACUAGCAUAUAAACCUCUCAACACACCCCUCAUCAGACAGAUGCGCUCUCUUUCCCACCGUGGAUGGGUGGCACUUGAUGGUCUUGACGUUCUUCCUGAGCAGGGUUUCGCCCAGUUUGAGCUCUUUACGGGUCGUCGCGCACCACGUCGACUCAUGAGGACAAUUGUGUUAGAAGAAUACAAGGCAGAAGAGGGCCAGGAUGAUCCCGGUUUGAUCCAAAGCAGGCUGGAAAACAUGGAUGGUCAGCCUACAUAGUAUUUAUUAUCACGAUACGAAUACGAAGCUGGUUCGGG